Messenger RNA from Scheffersomyces coipomensis, 1350 nucleotides. It is a transcript of the gene APM1, whose product is annotated as Apm1p. The transcript has a single exon. Gene Ontology annotation, cellular component: clathrin-coated vesicle; clathrin adaptor complex. Gene Ontology annotation, biological process: vesicle-mediated transport; intracellular protein transport. The record is from RefSeq and is a predicted model, not a curated record. NCBI's taxonomy places the organism in Eukaryota, Fungi, Ascomycota, Pichiomycetes, Serinales, Debaryomycetaceae. Gene Ontology annotation, molecular function: clathrin-cargo adaptor activity. The coding region runs from base 1 to 1350 and encodes 449 amino acids.
AUGGCAUCCCAAAUUCAUUUCUUAGAUAUCAAAGGUAAACCCUUAUUAUCUCGUGACUAUAAAGGUGAUAUCCCCAGUAAUACCAUUGAAAAAUUCCCUCUCUUAUUAUUAGACUUGGAAGAUGAAAAUUCAGCAGAUUAUAAACCUUUCAUUAAUCAUCAAGGUAUAAAUUAUAUAUUUAUACUACAUAAUAAUCUUUAUUUAUGUGGAUUAACUAAAAAAAAUGAAAAUAUAAUGACCAUUAUUAUAUUUUUAUCUAAAUUAAUUACCGUUUUAACUGAAUAUUUCAAAUCUUUAGAAGAAGAAUCAAUUAGAGAUAAUUUUGUUAUAAUUUAUGAAUUAUUAGAUGAAAUGAUGGAUUUUGGUAUACCUCAAACCACUGAUACAAAGAUUUUAAAAGAAUAUAUUACUCAAGAUUAUUAUAAAUUAAUUAAAAAAUCUCAUGAUCAUUUAGUUCAACCUCCAAAUGCUUUAACUAAUUCAAUUAGUUGGAGAAAAGAUAAUAUCUUUUAUAAAAAAAAUGAAGCAUUUUUAGAUGUUAUUGAAUCCAUAAAUAUGUUAAUUAAUGCUAAUGGUCAAAUUCUUAAUAGUGAAAUCUUGGGUGAAAUUAAAAUUAAAUCUCAUUUAAGUGGUAUGCCUGAUUUAAGAUUAGGAUUAAAUGAUAAAGGAAUAUUCACUAGUAAUAAUAAUACUUCAACUCCAAUUAGUAAUAAUAAUAAUCCUGGUACUGAUGAAUCAAAUGGGAAAAAUAUUGAAUUAGAAGAUAUAAAAUUCCAUCAAUGUGUUAGAUUAUCUAAAUUUGAAAAUGAAAGAAUUAUUACAUUUAUACCACCGGAUGGAGAAUUUUCUCUUAUGUCUUAUCGAUUAUCAUCAACUCAAUUCUUAAUGAAACCUUUAAUUCUUGUCAAUUGUAAAACUAAAGUUCAUAAACAUUCUAGAAUUGAAAUUUUAUGUUCAGCCAGAGCUCAAAUUAAAAAGAAAUCAACUGCUACAUCAGUUGAAAUCAUUAUUCCUAUCCCUGAAGAUGCUGAUACUCCAAAAUUAACUCCUGAAUAUGGUUCAGUUAAAUGGAUUCCUGAAAAAUCAUGUCUUAUUUGGACUUUGAAAUCAUUUGCAGGUGGGAAACAAUAUCAUAUGAGAGCUGAGUUAGGAUUACCUGCUGUAAAUGAUACUGAAAAUUUAAUUUCUAAGAAACCUAUUAAAGUUAAAUUUUCAAUCCCAUAUUUUACUACUAGUGGUAUUCAAGUUAGAUAUUUAAGAAUUACAGAACCAAAAUUACAAUAUCAAUCCUAUCCUUGGGUAAGAUAUAUCACUCAAAGUGGUGAAGAUUAUACCAUUAGAAUGAAGUAG